CCUCUCUUUCAAACCUUUGGCUGGAUGACGUCACAUGGACAGCUGCACGCGCUGCAUGGAUGUGUUUGUGGAGAAGAAGUUGGUUGACCAGUGAGGAGAUCAGGAAGGCACGAGCGAGGUGGAAAGCGGCGAUGAUGAUGAAGACGACGGACGACGAGGAUCUUGUCCUUCCGAACGAUAACGGGAGUGGAUGGAUGAUGCAGAAGGAUGGAGAGGUUCAACAUUUUACACGUUAUACGGGUUCAGCAUCGAGAUUACAUACGUCGACGUGCUGCCGACUGGGCAGAGUCUCGGCUACACGAGGGAAGCCGUGUCACAGCGGCUACUACAGCAACCAGUUAAAUGUGAAGCUCCGACGAUACCGUUUAUAUCGCUAUAAACAGAGAUUAAAGCUGUUACGGAGUCGUUAUGGUAUCAAUUACAGACAAAAUAGCAUGGAUAAGUACCAAAAGUGUGCUCUUCGUCGCCAGAGUCAAUUCCAAAAAUGUUGUAAUGCUGUGUAUUACCAUAAGAAACGACGACAUCGAAACUGGCGCAUGUAUGCUAGAUACCGGAACUCUCUCUCUAAACGGAAGGGCCGUCGACACUGAGGAUUAUGGGUAAUAACAUUUUUAAAUGCAAUUUAAUUGUUCUCAUUCAGGAGUCAGUAAAAUAAAUGU
Molecule: messenger RNA, 659 nt
Organism: Mizuhopecten yessoensis (Yesso scallop)
Lineage: Eukaryota; Metazoa; Mollusca; Bivalvia; Pectinida; Pectinidae
Exons: 3
Coding region: 60-590 (176 amino acids)
Source: RefSeq, a predicted model, not a curated record